UAUGUGCACGUAAUGAGUACGAAACAAUAAGUUUUAUAUAUUUAUAGGAUAAAUUUAUUGUUAAAUUAGAUUAGAUUAGUAUUAAAAUCAUGAGUGAAGUUAAUAUUCAAAGUGUCCGAUCUAUAAAACCUAUAAAUGGUGAUACUGUACAUAAAAUAUGUUCUGGUCAGGUUGUCCUCAGCUUAGCCGUGGCAGUUAAGGAAUUGGUUGAAAACUCUUUAGAUGCUGGUGCCACGAAUGUGGAAGUCAGGUUAAAGGAUUAUGGCAAAGAGCUCAUUGAAGUUUCUGAUAAUGGCUAUGGUGUAGCUGAAGAUAAUUUUGCUGCUUUGACAUUGAAGUAUCACACAUCAAAAUUAUGUGACUACUCCGAUUUGCUUGGUGUUUCCAGCUUUGGCUUCAGAGGGGAAGCUUUGAGCUCACUUUGCGCUUUGGCUGAUCUCUCAAUAACAACAAGACACAAAGAUAGUAGCUAUGCAACAAAAAUUGUAUAUGACCACAAGGGCAAUAUCACCAGUAAAACUCCAUGUUCAAGACAAGUUGGCACAACGGUUACCUUGACAAAUCUCUUCAGUACAUUGCCAGUGAGACAAAAAGAGUUCCACAAGAACUAUAAAAGGGAAUUCACAAGAAUGACAAGCUUACUUUACGCUUAUUGCUUAAUAUCUACUGGAGUAAAAAUAACAUGCAAUAACCAGACAAGUUCAAAUGUGAGAACAUUAGUUGUGGCAACUCAAGGAUCCUCUUUAUAUAAAGAUAAUAUUGCUUGUGUAUUUGGAAUUAAACAAAUGCAGUCUUUACUUGAAAUCAAAACAGAGUAUGUUGCAAAUAUAAAAGAAAAUAUCUUAAAAGGAUUAUCAAAUACUGUCCAAGAUAGAGAAGCUAGUGAAACAAUAGAUGAUGUUGAAAUUGAUUUAUCAGAGGAUUCAAAUGACGCUGCAAGCAACGAAAUUCCAAAUUCACAAGAAACUGUAUGCUCUCAAAAAUCACAAGGAUACAUCAAUAAGCCUAAUCCUGUAGAAUUAGUUGGAUUCAUUUCGUCAUGUGCACACGGCAGCGGCCGAUCUACUACAGACAGACAAUAUUUUUACGUUAACUCCAGACCAUGUGAACCAACGAAAGUUAUAAAACUAAUUAAUGAAGUCUACAAACAAUACAACCCACAUCAAUACCCAUUUGUAUUUCUGAACAUUGUCAUUGAUAGAACUUCAGUCGAUGUCAAUGUUACACCAGAUAAGAGACAAGUAUUUUUAACACAAGAGAAAGGGGUUAUGAAUGUUGUCAAAGCAUCCCUACUGAAACUUUUUGAGAAUAUUCCAAGAACGAUAAAAUUAGAAUCUAUAGAAGCAAAUGUAAGUUCUAUAGAACCAGAGCUCAGUCAACCGAGAAUUUUCAACUCUUUUCUGAACAAAUUUAGUCGCAAAAAUAAUGAAACUGCUAAGAGUACUAGUGAUAAUACUGAUUUGAAAAGAAAGUCCAGCACACUUAUAAACUAUGGGGUUGUGAAAAAGAGUUAUAAGAUAAGCAAAGAAGAAUUAGAGUGUAAUGAAGAAAACGAUACCAUAAUUGCAAAUGAGGAUAGUGAGCCUUGUGAGAAAAGUGAAGAAAAUACAAAAAUCAUCAAUGCAGAAACUAGAGGCGAUAGUAAUGAUGAUAUAACGAUAUGUGAAACUAAAUUAACAAAAAACAAAUAUGAUACAGACACAAUAAUGUAUUUAGAAUAUUCAGAUAAAUUGCCUAAUACACAAAUCAGAAACAUUUCAGAUAUUGUUAUAGAAUCACAUCAAGUAGUUUGUAAAACUAAAAGUUCGUCAGAGAAACCACGCAAGCCAAAUUUAGCCAAAAUAAAGACUGACAAAGAAGAGUUAGGUAAACCUAUUAACAGGAAAACGGUUGAACUUAAAACCUCUCUUGAGCAUGUCGAGGCUUUAUUUAAAAUGAAUUUGAAACAUAAUCAAGAGAAAGCUAGACCAGAUAGAAUAAAAUUUAAAAGUACAAUAAAUCCUGUUUUCAAUAAAAAAUGUGAGGAAGAACUAAGCAGAGAGAUCAGUAAGGAGUCCUUUAAGAAAAUGGAAGUAAUAGGUCAAUUUAAUUUAGGAUUUAUAAUCACGCGUUUGGAAGACGACUUAUUUAUUAUUGAUCAACAUGCAACAGAUGAAAUAUAUAAUUUUGAAACUCUACAAAAAACGACAGAGCUUACAAGCCAAAAAUUAGUUGUGCCCCAGAAAUUAGAGCUUACUGGUGUUAAUGAACAGAUAUUAAUGGAUAACGUGGAAGUGUUUAGAAAGAAUGGAUUCACAUUUGAAAUAGACAAAGAUGCAUUACCAACGAAGAGAGUAAAAUUGUUGACCAUACCCAUGUCGAAAAACUGGGUGUUCGGAAAGGAAGAUAUCGAAGAGCUCCUAUUUAUGUUGAGGGAAAACUAUCAUGAGCACUGCCGACCGAGUCGAGUGCGAGCGAUGUUUGCAUCCAGAGCAUGCAGAAAGUCGGUGAUGAUUGGUACGGCGCUGGGAAAGUCCGACAUGAGGAAACUGGUAGAUCACAUGUCAGAAAUUGAACAACCAUGGAACUGUCCACACGGUCGGCCUACAAUACGACAUCUCGUAAAUAUAGCAAUGGUCCAUACAAGGGAAGAUUAACUCUAAAAUCAUAAAUCAUGUUGUAUACUUAUAGUAUUUAUUUAUCAUUUUAUACACUAAUAGUUUUGAAUAUAUUGAAUCCAGUAUGUGCCGUAGUAACGAUAACGCCUGGAAGCUGUUUGUGCCAGUGCAACUCUUUUAUGUCAUUUUGUCCUUGAUGUAUAAAUAAUAGCUGGGGUGGAAGAUUCUAAAAAGAAAUAAAAGAUGUUAAUAUAAUAUU
Messenger RNA from Aricia agestis (brown argus), 2856 nucleotides. RefSeq names its product mismatch repair endonuclease PMS2 (gene Pms2). Gene Ontology annotation, biological process: mismatch repair. NCBI's taxonomy places the organism in Eukaryota, Metazoa, Arthropoda, Insecta, Lepidoptera, Lycaenidae. Gene Ontology annotation, cellular component: MutLalpha complex. The record is from RefSeq and is a predicted model, not a curated record. Gene Ontology annotation, molecular function: ATP binding; ATP hydrolysis activity; mismatched DNA binding. The transcript has 8 exons. The coding region runs from base 90 to 2636 and encodes 848 amino acids.